Messenger RNA from Cooperia oncophora, 798 nucleotides. NCBI's taxonomy places the organism in Eukaryota, Metazoa, Nematoda, Chromadorea, Rhabditida, Trichostrongylidae. The record is from the annotation of a GenBank genome assembly.
AUGUCGGAGGGACAGAGACGGCCGCCUCCUGGAAAAUCCUUCCCUUUCUUGCGCAAAGGUGCAGGUCAGAAAACAAAGAUAGAAUAUCCCGUUAUGAAGAGAUCAACAAGCAUUCCACGAUCGCAGACACGGCGCAAUUAUGAGCAGUCGCUGAAUGGUGCUGGCGAGACUGAGUUUCGAGAUCAGGAAGAUGGUAACCUUCAACAACUACGUACAAAAGUUAUUAAAGACCUCGACUGGCAGACGCCAUCUCUCCCAAGAACUGUUCGGACAGCAGACAGUGGAUUUCACCAAGAAGGCGAAAACUUGGUCAAUGAUGGUGAGAGCCCUUCAACAUCUUCUUCGACAAGUCACUCCGAUUCCCGUACUCCAUCAUCUGUUGCUCAAACAAACAUUGAUCUCCGCAAAGGGAAGGUUCUUCCUGUUCAGCAGUGGGCUCGGAGAAAGAAUUAUUCCUUUUCUGGUCCAGCGGUAGCGUCUCCAUCGCCGAUGCUUGCUAGCACUCCUCAGCCAGGAUCUGAAAUGGAUUCGCCCAGGUCUCCAGAACCAGUUCCUGCUUUGGAGACUCCUAUCCUUGGCGACGUGACCAAUGUUCAUGACUCACCCGAGUCAGAUGAACGGGAUGGAAAUGGUGCUAAUCAGUUUCUGCUCUCACAGGAAAACCAAAUACCUCGCCCGGUAGACCGGCAAGUUCGAAACCAUGCAUCACGUCAUCCUCGAAACGACCAGGUAAGAACGACUCGAUUUACAAUUACGAUGACAGUGCUGACUUGUUUUCUGGAGACCACUAAUUUCUAG